Molecule: messenger RNA, 4563 nt
Organism: Ictalurus furcatus (blue catfish)
Lineage: Eukaryota; Metazoa; Chordata; Actinopteri; Siluriformes; Ictaluridae
Gene: arhgef15b
Product: Rho guanine nucleotide exchange factor 15b
Exons: 16
Coding region: 1138-3966 (942 amino acids)
Biological process (GO): activation of GTPase activity
Molecular function (GO): protein binding; guanyl-nucleotide exchange factor activity
Source: RefSeq, a predicted model, not a curated record
CUCGAAAAUCUUAAGAGCACGGGAGUCGGAAAUGUCAAGACGUUGUGUACGGGGAUAUCGGUGCGCCGUGUCAUGUGCUAUGAUUUUUCCAAUCCAAAAAUAAGGGCUUUGGCUUUACACAGAGGGUUUUAGUCUCUUUAAAGCACCUGAGUCAGUGUAAGACAACCUGCGGUGAACUUCUGGAUGAUUUCUGGAAAAUUCUUCUCUCAGCAUGCUGUUUAUGAUGAUGAUGAUGCUGAUGAUGAUGAUGGCGAUGACUUUAUCAUAAAGUAUAAGUCACAGCAGACGAACGGAAAGUCAUUGUUGCCAGGUCUCGCACUAUUGGGCCAGUGUUUUUGUUGUUGUUGUUGUUGUUGUUUUUUGUCUGCGUACUGAAGUUUUAACAUUUUAUUAUGUAACAUAUUUUGCAUUCGGGUUAAAAUUCUUAGCCUCGCACAGUGAAUUGAUCCACGGAUAUGUGGCUACUAUUCAACUAAUUUGAAGAGCAAGAGGGUGAGUGCCAAUAAAUUAUUUGCACGUGAAGUAAAAAUAGUUGUCAUUUUUAAUAAUUUACUACAAGAUGUACAUUUUACUGAGCUAGUUAUUCUUAUGUAUAUGAUAAUCUUAUAGCUCGAACUCUUUAUUCAUUAAUCUCAGAGGGAAGUUCACAACUUGUGACUGUUAGUAUUCAGAUUCAGGUAGUAUAUUGCGAAGACCUGGCAACCCUGGCUGAAAUGUACCACGUCGUACGUAUGGUUUUCACGAUUUUUUACGGCAAAUUAUAACGAGAAGGAUAGAAAAACCCGAGAUUGAUCGCGUGCUACUUUGUGCUGCGUUCUUUUCACCACAGCGCUGUUGAAUCCUGGAUGGUGAUUGGUCAGAAGGUGUCGCUUUCAUUCAUUUUCUAACAGUAGUGCAGCUGCAAGUCGCAGGUUUAUACGGUUUUAACGCGAUAUCGUUUCCAUAGUGAUGGCUCCUUCAUUUUUAUGACUUUAACGGUGGACGCUUCAUAUAAGCAGAUUAAAAAGACGUGGAAUCGUCGAGAAGGUGAAGUUUAUUAUAGAGGAAAACACUUGGGGACGUGCCGUUCUAGAAAAAUAACCAACUUCUGGGUGGAUGAAGCUGAAAAACCCUUGAGUGACUUUCCGUCCCGGAUCCAUGCUGGCUCGUACAAACAUGUCGACUCCGGAAGCCACUCGACCUCCCCCAAAACCCGAGCUUAAACAGAAACCCCGAAUCCCCUCAAAACCUGACGCAAACACCUCAGCUGGCACGCACAGGGACACGUUAAAUAAAAACAAUGGGAAAGUCCAUGAGAUAGUCAGCAAGUUUAACCACCACGAUGCUCAGCCUCCUGCUGCAGGUCCUGCUGUUGAAACCGGAGCUAAAAAGAAACUGAAACGAGCACCGACGGUCAAACCCAAGCCUAAAGCAAGGAGUAUUCCUCAGCUCAGGGCUGAGCAAGCGCCGCCGCUGCCCUUGAAACAACGCCAGUCGCAGAGGAAGGAUGCGGAGCAGAACUCAUGCACUGUCUCACGUGACGUCACGGAUGGCCGGCAAUCAGCUCCUGAUGGUAAAGAGUUCGAGCAGCAGAGCGCAAGGUCGAGCUCAGAUCUUGAACCUCGAUGUGAGAAGAGCUGCACUUGCGCGUGUCACCUGCAGCGUCCCGGCAUGAAACUGGUGUGGGUGCGGAUAUCCGAGAAGGAGCAAGAGGAAGAGGAGCUCAAGCAGAACGACGAAGAUGUAUUCAAUGAGUUAGAAAGCGAGAGCGACGAUGACGACGACGACGACGACGAAGAAGAAGAAUUAGACAUGUUUCAGAGCGCGUCUUCAGAAUCCGAUCACAGCCUGAACGAAUCCCAGGACGCGAAUAAAACCAGGUUCAAGGCCACUCUGAGUAUCAUCGAGCGACAGCUGAGGAGGAAAUCCGACCCCGGUCCCAAGGCUGUGCUUCAGUCCAUCAACUCUUUGCCCCAGCAUCCACAACUCCUCACCAAGACCCACUCCGCGUCGGAGCAGGAGAAUAUCUACGAAGCCACGAUCGAUUUGAUCGCUCCUCCCAGAGAGACAAUCAAGAACACUUCUACCACGCCUGAAAUCCAUAUCCAAGACAAAUCUCCUCCUGCCAUUCCACCCCGGAUGCCUCUGGAUAAAACCAAAGGCAGAUGUGUUCCCAGAAGGGUUCCACUAUCUUCAUCUUCAGGAGCAUUCCAAAUCCCAAAGCUGCCUUCUGUUGAUCUGGGUUCCAGUGAACGCCUGCAUCCAGUCAGAGCACCGCCACUUCCUCCGACCAGAUGCCUGAGCAACCUCUCUCUGACAUGUAAAGGUGAAGACGAUCAAAGCUGUAGUGGAGACGCUGAAAACAAGGAGCAAAGACGAUCUACCGGCCUCGCUCGACAGAAGUCGGUCGAUAUGGAGGCUCAUAUGCCGGAAGAGCUUCUGUACCAGAUUUACACUGAAACCUUCAUAUCGAGGGAGAUCCGUCGGCAGACGGUGUGUCGCAGCAUCAGUAAGACGAGCGCCGAUUACCCGAUGGAUCACGGACCCCCGCGGCUCAGCACCGGCUCGGGUGCGGGCUCCGAAGGUCUGCGAAGCAGUCCGAUUUCCACCCAGCGGACGCUGUGGCAGGACCAGCCUAUGGUCCUGGAGAGCGGUAUCCUGGACACCAUCACACCAGAGGAGUGCAAGUACCAGGAGAGCAUGUUCGAGGUUUUGACAUCAGAAGUGUCGUACUUGCGUUCCCUGCGCGUCCUGACCGACCAUUUUAUGGAGUCGCGAGAACUCAGCGAGAAUCUUAUUAACCGAGACAAAAAGACACUCUUCUCCAACAUCCUGCGCAUCCGAGAAGUCAGCGAGAAGUUCCUUAAGGACCUGGAGAACCGGCUGGAUGAAAGCUUACUCCUCACCGACAUCUGUGAUAUCAUUAAUUACCACGCACAGCACAACUUCCCCGCGUACAUCGACUACAUUCGGAACCAGAUUUACCAGGAGAAGACCUUCAGCUCGCUUAUGCAGAGUAACGUGGGCUUUGCGACGGUCAUUGCUCAUCUGCAGGAGGCCCCCAUAUGCCAGCGGCUGCCCUUUACGUCCUUCCUGCUCCUGCCCUUCCAGCGCAUCACACGCAUCAAGAUUCUUACUGAGAACAUCCUGAAGAGAACCGCAGUGGGCACCAAACAGGAAGAGAUGGCUUCGAAAGCUCUGGCUGCUGUGUCCAAGAUUAUAGAUGAAUGUAAUACCCAGGUUGGGAAGAUGAAACAGAUGGAGGAGCUCAUAGAGAUCAACAAGACGCUGGAGUUUGACAAGCUGAAGGCCGUGCCCAUCAUCUCGCAGACCCGUUUCCUGGAGAAGCGAGGAGAGCUGCACGAGAUGGCCAAAGGUGCAACCCUGUUUAAUAUUAAACCCAAGUUCACGCCCGUCUACCUCUUCCUCUUCAACGACCUGCUCGUCGUAGCCACCAAGAAAGGCUCGGAGCGCUACGUGGUGAUUGACCACGCCCACCGCUCUCUGGUGCAGGUUCACGCCAUGGGAGAGCAGGCCAUGAAUGUGAAUCUUGAGAACUGCUUCUGCCUCACGCUGCUGGAGAACCAUCAGGGACGCAUGACGGAGAGGCUCUUUAAAGCGCCGUCCGAGUCUGAUAUGCACAGAUGGCUGGCGGCGUUCCCCAACCCUGAGGAUCCAAACCGAGAGCAGGAGGAGGUCAUAUAUGAAGACUGGGACUGUCCACAGGUGCAGUGUGUAGAGCAGUACGUAGCGACGCAGGCUGACGAGUUAAAUCUGGACCCCCCGGAAAUCAUCAACGUCAUCCGCAAAACCAACGAAGGAUGGUACGAGGGGAUUCGUCUGUCCGACGGUCAGAAAGGCUGGUUCCCCGUGAACAACGUUCUGGAAAUCACCAGCGAGCACAUGCGACGGAGAAACCUGCGAGAACGUUACCGCGUCAUCCAGGCGGCCGGCGCCAUGACCGAGAAGACACGGUCCGGCUCGUGAUCGCACAAUACACACGCUGACGUCUUGUUUUUUUUACUUAACGUGACGAGAAGAAGAGAUGUGAGCCUUGGUCACAUGAUCAGUUAUGAUUCGUUUUACGCAACCUGCUGCAGUACAGAGAUCAUCACACUGCCGACUACACUUCCUGUCUUAUUAAAACGUGUUCCUUUUACACGGUGUGCGUGCGUGCGUGCGUGCGUGCGUGUGUGUGUGUGGGCGUGUGUGUAUGUACUUAUACAUGUGUCAGUUUAAAUGCCAUUAAUUCCAGUCAGUAAGUUCUUACACAGGAACAGAGUAUGAGGAAAGCCGGGUUUCAGGUGAAUUCCUUUCAGACCUGCUUAGUGACUCGUUCACGUCUGCCUCGUUUCCCAUAAUGCCCUGCUGAGUGAAACUGGAUCUGAAAACACUCAAAAAGAUGUUUGUGGUUAAAGUUUCACAGUGUCACCAUGUCAAGUCCUCAUUGAUUUUGACCUGCAUCAAUUAAAAUCGAAAUGGAAAGCUCAAAAACAAACAAAAAAAUCCAGUCUGUUUAUGUUGUGUGUUCAUGUGUAAAGUGUAACAUGCAUUACUCUUUUUACUUUUUCUGCUUUAUGUACA